AUGGACUGGCCGCGUUUGCCCUUGCAAGAUGGGACUCUUGUCCCCGUACUCGGGUUUGGAACAGGAACCGCCUGGUUCAAGAACGACCCCAACGACCCCGCCAACCCUGAGUUGAUCGAGGUUCUCAAAACAGCCCUGUCCAAGGGUUUCGUUCACAUUGACACGGCCGAUGCGUACGGAACAGAGAGCGAGGUCGGCAUCGCCAUCAAGGAAAGCGGCAUCCCACGAGAUAAGCUCUUCAUAACCACCAAGGUGAUGGCUGGAUGGAAGGACGUGCCCGCCGCGCUGAGGAAGAGUCUUGAGAGACUGCAGUUGGAUUAUGUGGAUCUAUAUCUGCUCCAUAACCCGUACCUCAUUCCGACGACCGAAGAUCUCCAGAACGCCUGGAAGGGGCUAGAGACCGUGAAAAGCGCAGGUCUGGCCCGGUCCAUUGGCGUAUCGAACUUCCAGCGUCACCACCUCGAAGCUGUUCUAGACAUUUGCACCGUCGUCCCGGCCAUCAACCAAAUCGAGUUCCACCCCUAUCUUCAACGUGACGCAGACUAUAUCCCGUGGAUGCGCGAGAAGGGAGUCGAGGUCUCAUCCUUCAAGACCCUGGCCCCUAUUACCGUGGGUGCUGGCGGGUUUCUCGAUCCCGUCCUCCAGUCCAUUGCGGAAACCCACGGAGUAGCCACCAGCACCGUGCUUUUGAGCUGGGCUAUCGGCCGGCAUGCUGUCCCCAUCACAACCACAUCCAAGGGCGAGAGAAUGGAUGAGUAUCUAGCCGCCGUUACGCUCAAGCUAUCUACUGAGGAGGAAGAGGAAAUUACUAAGGUUGGCCUGCAGCACCACUUUCGCUGGUGGGGGAGGAAGUUCUUCGGCCCGGAUGACCGAUCUUGA
Dichotomopilus funicola is the source of this 879-nucleotide messenger RNA. RefSeq names its product NADP-dependent oxidoreductase domain-containing protein. Gene Ontology annotation, molecular function: oxidoreductase activity, acting on NAD(P)H as acceptor. Bases 1 to 879 code for a protein of 292 amino acids. Lineage: Eukaryota; Fungi; Ascomycota; Sordariomycetes; Sordariales; Chaetomiaceae. The record is from RefSeq and is a predicted model, not a curated record. The transcript is spliced from 3 exons.